CUACCUCCAGAACUAAUUCAUUCAAUAUCAAAAUUUUUAACUCCCAUCGAAUACUACCGUUGCCUUUUCGUGAGUCAAUUUUGGUAUCGUACCUUCAAACAGUUUCUCUACAGAAGAAUUUUCAUACAUUCAGACGAACAGCUUGAAAAGCUUGUAGAAUCACUGCAGUCUUCCCCUGGGAGCAAGGACAAGGAGCAAUCUUCAAACGGCCUACUAAUAAGAGAGCUCUGUCUAGCUCAAAAAUCUCUUUCUUGCGAAGAAAAUCCAGUGAAAAUUAGCACUGACGUGCUAAGUUUAAUUGGAGAAUUGUGUUCUAAUUUGGAAGUGUUUACUUUUGAUAUAACAAAUUGGCAGCAUUUACAGUUAACCACAAAGCUAAUUGAAGAUUUGCGUUGGAAGCAUUUGCGGAAAUUUGCUCCUAUACCACAUACUAUUUUCGACAUCAUCCCAGCAUCCACUCUUGCCAAAUCAAAUCUAACUCAUCUUCAUCUAAGUUCUUCACUGGUGCCUUGGAAGUGCCUGCUGGAAAAGCUUAAGACUAUCCCAACAAUCAGUCAUCUAGCGCUGGAAAUUGAUUAUAAUAGUGGGCAGCAGCAAGAGGAUGCCCUGAUAAGGAUGCAUUUACAGGAAAUAUCUUAUUCCUUACCAUUACUUGAGGGACUCAAAUUGAUUCGCCGUAAAGUUUCAAGAUCUCAAGCACCGUUCUCAUCAGAGAUUCCCUUCAAUUUGACACAAUUAUUGCAGCCUAGUCAACUAAAAUCUUUAUCACUUGAAGGAUUAGUUGACGACCUAUAUUGGUUUGAAUUCAUAUGUAAGAGCUAUCCCCUUUUAAAGUCACUCUCAUUAGCUCAAUCUGGUUCAAAUACGUUGGAUUCAAAGUGGAGGUGGCAGGGGGCUUUUCUCUUAAUGAUACGCAACCUACCAAAACUAAAAUCGCUUUUCUUGUGUGGUGCAAACGCUAUGAAUCUCCUCUCGGAUGGCUUGGGUCACGAGUUAAGAAAAAAGGAGUGUUCGAUUGAUAGUUUAGCUGUAAAAUCUAACACUUAUCAACGAAUGGACUCGUGCCAACUUCUGUUUUUGAUUGCUAAACACGGAUAUCGACAACUCAAGUACCUCAGAUUGGCAGUUUGGGAGGAUAUGCCUGGGUGGUCAAGUGCACCCUACAGCCUAUUAAGAUGCACUCAAUUGGUUGAAUUGGAUUUAGCAUUCUCGCGGGGCAUUUCUUCUCAAUACCCGUACACACCUUUCCUAAUAGAUCGCUGGCUAUCUCACUUACCUCAACUGGAACGCUUAACACUGCGUGGAGUAAAGCUUCAAGUAGAGUAUAACAGCUUUGAUGAUUUAGAUAAAUCUAACAAAAGCUUCGCCUUAAAGAGCCUUAAAUUACAGCUCUCAAAAAUAGAGAAUCAUGAAGUUGUAUUGCGCUAUAUAUCGUUUUGUUGUCUACAGUUAGAAGAUUUAGCUUUCCUCGAGUGC
This is a messenger RNA of Mycotypha africana, 1476 nucleotides long. RefSeq lists its product as uncharacterized. The annotation marks the transcript as partial. The record is from RefSeq and is a predicted model, not a curated record. The transcript has a single exon. Lineage: Eukaryota; Fungi; Mucoromycota; Mucoromycetes; Mucorales; Mycotyphaceae. Gene Ontology annotation, molecular function: protein binding.